Messenger RNA from Cooperia oncophora, 993 nucleotides. The record is from the annotation of a GenBank genome assembly. NCBI's taxonomy places the organism in Eukaryota, Metazoa, Nematoda, Chromadorea, Rhabditida, Trichostrongylidae.
AUGAAAUUUCGCAACGAAUGGCCGCGAAAGGAUACGAAUCACAAAGUUGGUAGACUGAAGGUUAUGUGGAAGAACCUUCGAGAUCAGUGGAAACGAAACAUAGCUCUGAAGGUACCACCCGAAAGAGAGUGGUAUUUCCAGCGUCGUAUCAACUUUCUCGCAGACACCUAUGAAGGAGGGACUCGUGCGCACUACAGUCACUACGAUAUAUCUCCAGAUGCCAGUCCACAUGAAAUGAGAUCAGAUGAAUUGGAGUACCUCAAUGACGACGACUAUGCCUUCGAAGGGAGCUCAUUAAUGGAUGAGUAUACAUCAGCGCCCAAUAGAGAGCCAAAAUCGGAAAUGCAAGAAGCCCCGUCGGCACCAACCAGAGAACCAAAACCGGAAAAACGCGAUGAUGGUACUGCUUGUGGUCCUACCUUGGUCACUGUGUUGGCGGAAAAUGGUGGGCCAAGGAGCACUACAGCGAAACCGGCGACGGCGAUGAAGCAAAACGAGGAUACACCAGGCAUCACUAUUAUUUCUUCUUAUGCCUCGGUGACGGCUCCACCAAUGUCGGCUCCACCGCCAAAGCGGCCACGAACGGAACCUAAGGAUCAAGAGCGUCCUCAACCUCCAGAGCGUUCUCAACCUCCAGAGCGUUCUCAACCGCCAGAGCGUUCUCAACCUCUAGAGCGUCCUCAACCCGCGAAGAAGAAUAUCGUGGAAGAUCAUCCGUCAAAUGGAGAGCCAAAUAAUGCACCACGGCUCUACAAGCGCCAAACUCCUUUUUCUCGAGCGGAAGCUCAAGCUUUGAAAGGAGGGAAAAAUACACCUGAUGACCCAACGCAGACUCAAGGUCAACCUCAGACUGUGAAGACAACAGGCGAUAAGUUUGACAAAUAUGCGGCAUUUAUCUCAACGACGCUUCGCGAGAUGCCUGAAAUGGAAGCUAAGAGGCGAAUGCGUGAAAUGACGCUGUUGUUGUUCGAAGAUAUUGAUUUUAGAGGGUGA